This is a messenger RNA of Glossina fuscipes, 701 nucleotides long. RefSeq lists its product as uncharacterized. Bases 42 to 623 code for a protein of 193 amino acids. The record is from RefSeq and is a predicted model, not a curated record. NCBI's taxonomy places the organism in Eukaryota, Metazoa, Arthropoda, Insecta, Diptera, Glossinidae. The transcript is spliced from 2 exons.
AACCUUUUGUCAAGGUAAAGCGACAGAGAAACCUGUGUAUCAUGCGCAGAGCAUUAUUUAUUUUAUUGAGAGCACUUUUCGAUUUUAUUUAUUUUGCAUUUGAGUUUCGUUCAAAUUUAGAACAAUUGCAGAGGAAUAAUAUCUUGGCGGCGGACUAUAUGACAUAUGAUAGUUUAGGCAAUUGCUAUGUGAAAUCUGUUAAUUUAAGGGGUCGUUGCAUACGCUAUCCACAAUGUCGAAGUGCGGUACAAGCGUGGACACACUAUCAACAAUUGCCGUUUAGCUGUUAUUAUGGUAGAUUGGAAACGAGCAACUUUGUUUGUUGUCCUGAAGCAUAUAUAAUAUCGUCAACAUUGCCGGCUUACUCCGUUUUUACGCAAAGUCCGCAAGAACACUUAAGUGAACGAGAAUGUUCCCUUAUUUAUAACAACAACAUCAAACAUCGUAGUAAUCGUCAUCGCAGAGAAUUGAAUGUAAUGACGAAUUACAAUGAGAACUGUUUAAAACCGGUCAUGGAGGAAAUUAUUGAAAAGAAAGUCUUUGCACGUAGAGAAAUUGUCGCUGGAUUAAGCACACGCCACAACGAGUUCCCUUUUAUGGUAAUUAUAAUUAGGAAAGUGUAAGCAGAGCAAGUCUUGAUAUAAAAAAUUUCUCUUCUUUCUCUUUAGUGUGUUCUUGGCUGGCGUAAGACGAUUAAUAAU